Molecule: messenger RNA, 1281 nt
Organism: Mucor velutinosus
Lineage: Eukaryota; Fungi; Mucoromycota; Mucoromycetes; Mucorales; Mucoraceae
Product: killer toxin resistant protein
Exons: 6
Coding region: 1-1281 (426 amino acids)
Biological process (GO): protein import into mitochondrial matrix
Cellular component (GO): mitochondrial inner membrane
Molecular function (GO): protein-folding chaperone binding
Source: RefSeq, a predicted model, not a curated record
AUGUCUGCAUACAAAGCCUUAUUAACUUCAACUUCAAGAGCUCGUUUAACCACUCACGCUGUGCGUUACCAACAAAAGACAACUGUCCGUCAUUAUAGUUCACCUUUCAAAGUGUUCAUUGAUACCGUCAAGGAGCAAAUGGCAAAGGGCAAGGAGGUCAAAAACUUGCAAGAUGAAGCUGGUAGAUUGAAUGACAGUGAGGCACUCAAGAAGGCAAAGGAGAUGUAUGAAAAGGCAAAGGCUCAACAAUCGGCUCAAUCUGAACGUCUAAAGCAAGCAACUGAGAAAUUCACAAAGGCUGCCGAGAAGGUGGGAUCUUCUGUGAACGAAUCCUUCAAAAAGGCAGCAGAAACUGAAUUCGCAAAGGAUACCUCAGAAAAGAUCAAAAAGGCAGCAGAGACAAUCAACAAAACUACUGAUCCCCUAAAGAAGAACGAAACAGUCGGCAAAAUUACUGAUUCUUUCAAGACAGUGUUGAAGGAUGACAGUGGUAGAUAUGGCGGUUUUGUUGACAAGGAGACUAGACGCAAGAUGCGUGAGGAGGCACAAAAGACAACAGAGAGUGCUACCAAGAACGUUGCUGAAAACCCUGAGGCUGGUGCCAACAUGGUGCUUCACAAAGAUUCCAAGUGGAAGGAGAGUUGGACCAAGUUCAAGGAAGAUAGUCCUAUCAUGCAAGGUAUCUUCCGUGCAAGAAGAAACUAUGAAGAAUCCGACAAUGUGUUUGUCUCUUAUUCCCGUGCUUUCACUGACCGUAUUUCAGAUACGUUUGGCUCUAUCUUUGAAGAGUCAGAUCAAGCACAAGCCAUUCGUGCUUUCCAAGCCAUUGAUCCUACAUUUAACAUGGACAAGUUCAUGACUGAUGCUCGUAAAUACAUUGUUCCUGAGCUCAUGGAAGCCUAUUUGAAGGGUGAUGUGGAGACAUUGAAAUUAUGGUGUUCUGAAGCAACAUACAAUGUUUUGACUGCUGUCAUUCAAGCACAAAUGCAACAAGGAUUAAUCAGUGAUUGCAAGAUUCAAGAUUUGCGUGAUAUUGAUUUGGUUGCUGCCAAGAUUUUAGAAAAUGACGUUCCUGUGUUGGUUUUGUCAUUCCGUACACAAGAGAUUAUCGUAUUCCGUAAUGCAAAGAGUGGCGAGAUUGUUUACGGAAAGGAAGAUCUCAUUGAGCAAGUGACCUACGCCUGUGUCCUCACCAAGGAACCCGAGGAUCUCAACAACCCUGUCACUGGUGGUUGGAGAAUCAUUGACAUGGCCAAGCACGAUUCCAGACCUGUUUGGUAA